Plasmodium gallinaceum is the source of this 2598-nucleotide messenger RNA. RefSeq names its product GDP dissociation inhibitor, putative. The transcript has a single exon. Gene Ontology annotation, biological process: protein geranylgeranylation; small GTPase-mediated signal transduction; vesicle-mediated transport. The coding region runs from base 1 to 2598 and encodes 865 amino acids. Gene Ontology annotation, cellular component: nucleus; cytoplasm; cytosol. Gene Ontology annotation, molecular function: GDP-dissociation inhibitor activity. NCBI's taxonomy places the organism in Eukaryota, Apicomplexa, Aconoidasida, Haemosporida, Plasmodiidae. The record is from RefSeq and is a predicted model, not a curated record.
AUGGAUAAUAAAAAAAGUAAUAUUUUUAAUUGUGAUAUAUUAAUAUGUGGAACAGGUUUGCUGAACACAUUGUUAUCAGUUUAUUUUUCUAUUAAUAAUUAUAAAGUAAUAAAUAUUGAUAAAAAUAACUAUUAUGGUGAUGUAAACUGUUCAUUAAAUUUUAAUCAGUUUGAAUAUGAAAAGAAAAAUUUAGAGAAUUUUUACGAAGAAUAUAUACCUUUUUCAAAUUUAAACAAAAGAAAAAAAGAACUCCUUAAAGAAAUAAUUGUGAAUUAUUUUCAAUUAAAUAGUAAUAAAUUUAAUAUUGAUUUAAAUCCAAAAAUAAUAUACAAUGAAAGUAAUAUAGUUAAUUUAUUAGUCAUUUUAAAUGCUCACAUUUAUAUAAGCUUUAUAGGCAUACAAAAUUUUUAUUUAACUUAUAGAAAAAGUAGUCAAAUUGAAACGAAUACAAAAAAUGAUGAAGAAAAAGACCAUAUAAAUGAUAAAGUAUUUACAUUAGAUAAAAUCAAAAAUAGUUGUAUGAAUGAUCAAAAAGGGGAAAAUAAAAAAUCAGAAGGAAUAAUUGAAAAAAACGAAAAUGAAAUAAACAUUGGAAAUGAAGCAGAGAAAAAUAUUAAUAAAAUCAAUGAUACAGUUGGCAAACAUACCAAUAAUAUUUGCACUAAAACUAAUGAGGAUAAAGAUGAUUUAAUUACACUAAAAAUACCUUUGAAUAAAUCACAAGUUUUUCUAGACUCUAAUUUAAAUCUUAAUGAAAAAAGAAUGAUUAUGAACUUUAUUUAUAAACAUAUUUCUUAUGAUAAAAAUUAUACCUUCUCUAACUUAUCUAACUACUCAUUUUUAAAAAAAACAAAUACAAGAAAAGAAAUUUUAAAAAAUAAUGAAAAUUUCUUAAAUGAAGAAAAAAAUAUAUCAUCUGAUAAAAUCAACGAAAAAGAGAAAAAUGAAAAAGAUGAAAAUAAUAAUAUAAUAGAUGAAGAAGAAAGUGAAAACAUUAAUAUUUUAGAAUAUUUAAAAACAUUUAAUAUUACUGAUAAAAUAACAGAUUAUAUAAUAUAUGGAAUAGGUUUAUUUGAUUUAUCAUUAGAAUAUAAUAAAAAUAUAAAUAUUUCAAAUUAUUAUUUAAAUGGUUAUACAAAAGAAAAAAAAUAUUUUAUGAAUAAAAAGGAGUUUUUGCAACGUUUUCACAUUUUAAUAAAUUCUCUAAAUAAAUUUAAAUUACAAAAUCUUUUUGAGAAUGCUUUUAUUUAUCCAUGUUAUGGAUUAAAUGACAUUGUAUAUGCAUUAUCAAGAAUUUCCUGUCUAAAUAAUUCCAUAUAUAUGAUUAAUAGAAAAAUUCAAAAUAUAUUAUAUGAUGAAUUUUAUAUUAACAAAAAAGGAGAAAAAAAAGGAGAUACUUUACAAAUAAAAGAAGUAAUAUUAGAUAAUGGAUACAAGAUUAGAACUAAAUUUUUGAUUUCAUCUGGAUCUAAUAUGAACUUUAAUGAAAUGAAAAAGUACAUUUUAAAAAAAAAAAAUUAUAAGAAUUCUAAAAAAAAAAAAAAAGUGCAAAUAAAAACUAAUAGAUUAAUAGUUUUAAGUACCUUUUCACUGAUAGGUAAAAGUGGACUUUCUUUUUAUAUACAUAAACAAAAAAAAUCAGAAGAAAAUGAAAUAGGAGAUGAUAACUCUUAUUUUUGUGUUCAUAUUUUACAAUUAGAUUAUGGUAGUGGUUCUUGCCCCCCUGGUUUCUUUUUAACUUACUUUACUUAUUUAGAAAUUGAAAAGGAUAUAAAAAUUAAUUCGAAUAAUUCGGAUAAUUCUAAUAUAUAUAAAAAUCAACAUAAUGAGAAUAAAAUACAUAAUACAAAAUCUCAGAAGCCAUCAAAUUUUAUUUUACUAUUAGAUGUGUUAAUAUUAUUUGUUAAUAAAAAUAAAAAUAGAAACAAUUCUGCCUACUCAUCUAUACCACUGAAAGAUAUGUGUGAUGAAAAAAUAUUGGAAAAAAUAAAGAUUUUUUUAAAUGAUGAAGAGUUAAAAGAAAAACAACAAGUUGAUUACAGUAAUGACUUAAAAAAUGAAAAUAAUGAUGAAAAAAAAGAUUUUUUCAUAAAUUCUUUAAAUGAUUUAUUGAUAAAUGAAGGAAUUAUUUAUUGUGGUUAUUAUGAAUACAAACCUAUGAUAUAUAGAAAAGACACUAUCAAAAUGAUUAAUGAAAAUCUAGAAAAUUACAGAAGUAUAUUUGAAAAUAUAAAAAAUGAAAACAAAGAAAUGAAUGAAGAAGAAAAAGAAAAAAAAGAAUUAAAUCAAAGUUAUUCUGACAAAACAAAUAAACAAAAUACAAAUGAGUAUAAAAAUUAUGAAUUUAAUCAAGUAAAUAAUGAUUUUAAUAAUUACAUUAAUAAUGAUAUUACUCAAUUAAAUGAAAAUAAACAUAUAUGCAACUUAUUAUUCACAAAUGAUAUUCACAACUAUCCUAUUUAUCCUAUGAUUGAAGAUGUUUCUAUGUUUUUUUAUAUAAUAAGUAAUAUUCAUAAAAAUUUUCAAAAAAAGAAAAAUGAAACCAUAUACGACACAUUUAAUGAUAUGAAAACUUUGUUUAAUUAUCAACCUAUAUAG